CGCGUGUGCGUCCGUGUACUCAAAUUACUUUGGUCGUGAAAGUAGGAGGAUCUGCUUCUGUCCAGCCUCGCUCUCUUACGUAUCUCCACGCGGACUACUCGACGUCGCGUUUUGCUCUAGUGGGCUUGUGACCUUUUGAGCAAACGUUCGAAAUGCUCGACGUGUUACUAUCGGGAGCGAUGCGGGCCGCGUGCAGGCGUGUCGGCAGCUCGCGCUCAACGACGCGUUCACGUUAGACCUUCCACCUUCAGGCGUUCGUUACUUUCACAUUUACGAGCAGGUCCCGGCUCCCGACAUGGAGACACCCAUAGCCCGCGCGGAGGGCUGUUUGCACCGGAACUUCUCGGCCCUGACGGUGGACGACGUGUACGAAAUAGCCAAACUGAUCGGCACCGACGUCGAGAGAAUUAUUGACGGCUGCGGCAAAGACUGCGCCGCGGGUCUGGUGCCGAAGAUAGUGAAAGUGCUGGAGCUGCUGGAGAACUUCGCCUCGAGGAACCACGCUCACAAAGCCAGGGAGGAAGAACUGCUGAAGACCUUCGAGACCAUGCAGCUGCAGCAGAAGAAACGCGCGGGGAAAGAAGGCGACGAGGCCAACGAUGCGAACGAAAUGCGGAGGACGGCGGUUUUACAGUCUGUCUCCCAUCAUCUGAAGCAGCAGCUGCAGCAGAAAGAGCAGCAGUGGAGACAGAGGUGUGAGCAGCUGGAGGCCCAAGUACAGCACCUCCAGGAGGAUCGAGAGGAGCUGCAGAGCAGACUUGAGGGCAGCCAUGCACAGGAAGACCGCGCCCAGAGGCAAGAGCGGGAGGUGAUGCUGAAGCUCAAGGAGGUGGUGGACAAGCAGAGAGAUGAGCUGAGGGCAAAAGGCCAGGAGAUAACCACCAUUUCCAAAGAGGCAGAGGCGCUCCAGGAGCAGUUGGAGCGCUUCAUGAAGAUGAACGCGGAGCUGCGACACAAGCAGAACGUGCUGCAGGCGCAGCUGAAGAGCACCGUGGAGAGGAAGGCCGACAUAGAGGCCGACCUGAAGGAGAAAACCAAAGAGAUAGAAAACCUCCAAACCCAGAUGGACAAAACCAACAGCAACAGCCCGUCCAGUUCGAGUCUGAUGGCGCGCGAGUCCAAGAAAAAGACAACAGUGGACCAGAAGGAUCCCGACAGGCCGUGCUUCACCAAAAAGGAGGUGCGCGACAUCAUUUUUGAGAGGAACGAGCUCAAAACCAACCUCUUCCUGGUGCAGGAGGAACUCAACUACUAUCAGAGGGAGAUCCUGAAUGAAGAGCGGUGCCCAGGUUUCCUGUUAGAAGCCGUCGGCUCUGCCAUCAAAAAAAGGAGAAAGCUCAUUAAAGCAAAGAUGCUCGGCAUCGGGGUCAACGACUACAGCAGCAGUGACGAGGAGGAGAGGGGUUCUCUCUUUGGGCCGACACGAGUAGAUGGCUCCGAAGUUGACGGCGCUGACAAACCGGCCGAGUCGCGCAUUCGUAAUCUCUUUGGCUUCCUGACCCGUUCUUCGGGCAACGGCCGGAGCUCCGCCCACACGAGCAACUCCGCCUCCAGCUGGGAGAUCCUCGGAGACUCAGAGACCGCUGAUGAGAAGGGAACCGCCGCCCCUGAGUACGCCACGCUGAGUUCACAUUGAGGGGGGGAGACCCCCCUUCCCCUCAGUCCAGACUUCUUCCUCAGCUUGUGACACAAAAUGUGGUUCAGGAAAGAAAAAAAACCUCACGUGAACAUUUGAACGAAGCCCCAGUGUGAAAGACACAAAAGCAGAGUGUGAGAAAAAGAAAGUGAAUGGAAGGGAACUAGCUUUUCUUUUUUCCAUUUCCCCUUUUCUUACUUUCUUGUCUUGCUGUUUGUACCCUUAUAUUUUGAUAUAAGUGGUCAUAAAUACGUAUAUAGUGUACUAGUAAUACAGCAUAAAUGGUACAUCACAGUACAAAAUACAUAACGUGAUACUUUUAAACCACAUAUAGAUUCCUCAAGUAUAAAUACAACGGUCUUUUUCAUCAUCAGGAAAGUGUAAUAAUAAGUUAUUGCACAUAUAUAUUUAUAUAGAUCUACAAACAUUUUUAACAAAAACCAAAGACACCAUGAAAUAUAUUAUGAAAUUCACCCCUCCAGUAAUAUAAGUUCACAAUCAAAAUUUCCUUUGAACUUUUUAAGCCAUCUGACUCGUGUAUUUUUCAUGAUUUGAAGCACUUUUAUGAUGAAGUUUCUGUCGUACCAGCCUAUUGCAGCUAGGAGAGCCUUAAUUAAGCACUUGUAUUGUUAUAAGAUAUGUUUUCUUAUGUUCUGUCAUUGCAGAGAUUCAAAGCCUUUGACUGGUGCGUGUGUGUUUGAUGCCGGUGCCAUAACUGCAUAUGUGUAUGCGUAUGUGUAUGUGUAUGUGUAUGCACAUGUAUUCUGUCUGUACGGCAUCAGCCUCUGCAGAUCCUUCACUGACCUCUGUUCCCUCCUAAAGGAACGUGUUAAGCAUUUUGGGGGAGCUAAUGGCAGAAAUGUAAUAUAAUAUUUAUAAGUAUAUUUUAUUUUGUGUAUAAUCUCUUCAAAAUAAGAAUACUUCAGUUUGUCUUACCUUAGUGGUGUCUGCAGCAGCCCAGAAUGGACAAAGCAAAUAGCGUCUAUGGAAAGGCUGUUCAUAUUAUCACAAGCUGAACCUUUACACGAGGCAAACACAGACCUGUGGGUUAUUUGUUUAGACAAUAAUGACCUUUGCAAUCAGGGGGGUGUUCUCCUAAGAUACUGGGUUCGCUUUUUAUUUGGGGAAUCAUGUUUUUACAGACAAAACAGAUUUUAGAUGCCAUAUGUUUGAAUUUUAUUGAUGAAAUGUGAUAAAACGCAUUGAAAAUGUGGAUUUAUUUCAAUGUUGAUAUUUGAAUAUUCAUUAAACACAGUAUUUUACAAAAA
This is a messenger RNA of Gasterosteus aculeatus aculeatus (three-spined stickleback), 2904 nucleotides long. RefSeq names its product Rab interacting lysosomal protein (gene rilp). Gene Ontology annotation, biological process: cilium assembly. Gene Ontology annotation, cellular component: ciliary basal body; cytoplasm. Lineage: Eukaryota; Metazoa; Chordata; Actinopteri; Perciformes; Gasterosteidae. Gene Ontology annotation, molecular function: protein dimerization activity; small GTPase binding; dynein light intermediate chain binding. The record is from RefSeq and is a predicted model, not a curated record.